UCGUUAGGAACCGAACGCACAUCUCUGCCUUGCAGGUGCUAAGUAGUGCUGAGGGUGGGAAACCCAGUGAGGGCGAGAAGAAAAGGGAGGGGGAGGAGGGGGGGCGGAGCAGCUGGGCUUACAGCAGGAGCAGAAGCCGCGUUUUCCCACGACCCUGCAGCCGAGGUCGAGCAAUACAAUGCAGAAUUUUCCCCCUACAUAUCUGCUAUGACCACAGUGUUGUCACGUAUGAGUAUGCUACCAAAAUCAGUUGUCUAGCUACACAAAUUUCCACACUAAAGGUGUAGUAAAUUGCAUUAGCCCGCAUAAGCCACUGGCUGGUGGAUCCAGUUCGCCAUGAACAAGCAGUUGCAAGCCCCUCAUUGAAGUUCCUCGUCCUCUCUUGGUUGAAGGAAGACACGUAUAGUCUGAUAAGGUGACUGGGUGCGAAACUCUUCCCGCCACUGCGCCUCGUUCGCCGUCUGCUCAACAGACGGCGCUGUCGGCCCGUUCUCUCCGCUCUAAAGAUAGACCCUGAAAACGCCCCUGGGUGCCAAAAAGAUGAACCCUCGCGAAGUAACGGCAUCCCGCCAUAACAGUGGUGGUGGUUAGCAGUGGCCUUCCCUCUUCCGGAGCAGCGAUCCCGAACCUGACCCGCAAGUGCGUCCGCGGCGCCAGAUCAGCCCCCCCCCCCCCCCCCCCCCCCCCCCCCCCCCCCCCCCCCCCCCCUAUACCCGUCCCCCGGUGCGCCGGCCACGUCAGCUGAUCCCUCAACGAGAAUGUGAUGCAUUCGCCCCUCGGCCCGGACCACCCGGACGCCCGUCACCUGAGCUCGCCGACGACCGUCAUGGCCCGCGGCCCGACCCGCGACGCGCCCGCCUCCUGCUGCUGCUCGUCCCGGUGCCGGUGGCGCCCGCCGCGCCCGCCGCGCCGGCCGCGCCGGCCCCGCGCGCCGUCAUCGUGAUCCUGGUCGAGGAGGAGCCGGGCGGCGGGGCGGAGGAGGUCAUGGUGGGCAACCCGCACCGGUACCGCGCCGCCCUGCAGAACCUGGAGAGCAGACACGCCACCGCAGGCUGCCUGCUCGCCCUGCUGCUGCUGCUGCCGCUCGCGGCCCGCUCCGUGCCCGUGGCCGUGCUGUCCGUGGCCGUGCUCCUGUACGUCACCCUCGUGGUGCCCGUGGCGACCGGCUUCCUCUCCGCGACCGUCGUCAUCGGCUGGCUGAGGAUAUGCACGGCCCGCCACAGCUUGUCGGUGCGGGAGUGCCUGCAGGGGGCCUACAGCUGCGUCAAGGCCUGCCACAACGCCUACCUGCCCCUGCAGCGGCUUCACACCACCACGAGCCAGGUGCUGUUCAACUUGGCGGCCGAGCGGCUCCUGUGCCCGGACCAGCCGGGCAGUUGCCUGUACACGCUCCUGCUCUGCUCCAUCCUCGGCUACGUCCACACCUCCCUCAAGCGACGCGAGUGGACGCAGCUGCCCGCCAUCGGCGGCGGGCUGGGCGGGCUGAUGGGGUCGGUGGGCUCGCUGGUGACGGCGCGCCUCGCCAAGGCCGUCGUCCUGGCCUUCGGCCUCCUCAGCCUCGGGGAGCGGCUCGACCGCCUGCAGCCCGGCGUCGCCUUCAUGCUCGUCUCCGCCGUGUACUUCGUGCUCACCCAGUGGCCAGGCCGGCCGGGGGAGCAGACGGCCGCCGUGGAGCUGGUGGUGAGCGCGCUGUCCCUGGCGCCGCGGUCCUGCUACCUGGGCGCCCUGGAGAGCCUGGAGGGCCUGGAGGAGUUUUGGGUGCCCCUGGGGACGCGGGCGGGCGCCGCCGUCGCCGCCGCCGUGCUGGGCCUGCUGGUGGCCUGGGAAGGCUUCUGGCUGCUCGGCGUUUUUGUCCUGUACGCGUGCGCCCUGGUGCCGUGGCAGGCCGGCCUGCGCAGCUGCUGGCCGCAGCUCCGCGCGCAGCUGCAGCUGACGGCGCGCUUCCCGCGGCCGUCCGCCGAGCAGCUGGGCGCGGCGGGCACCUGCGCCGUGUGCCUCGACGCGCUGACGGCCGCCACGGCGCGCCGCACGCCCUGCGCGCACGUCUUCCACUCGCGGUGCCUGCGCGAGUGCGCCCACCGCUUCGGCACCUGCCCGCUCUGCAAGCGCAGCCUCAUCUCCUCGCCCUGACUGUCACUGUGAGCACCAAGUCCCUGGACACUUGUGUGCUUUCAUCAUCAAUUCGACAUAGCAGGCAAGAGCUGAAACUUAAAGUUCUGCAAAAGUUCAACACCAGUGUUGUUUUGGACGAACUCGAUAGAGCAGACAAGGGCCAAAAUUGAAGGUUUUGCAAACAUUUGAAGUGUAUUAUGUCUAAUGUCUACUUUUAGGACUAGGAGGGGAAAAAAGGGUGAAGAGUUUGACUGUGUUCUUCCAAACUUUUGUAAAAACAACUGAUUUCUGGGUUUCAAUUAUUUUGUUAACGUCUUUGUGUUGCUCGAAAGAUGUUUCUUUGGCUUACUAAAUUAUCAUGCCAACACAAUAGUUUUAAAGAAUAUGCCAAACUGAGGCUCCAUUGACAAUUUUGAAGGUGAGGGAGAUAAAUCAGUACAAUAUCAUUUUACAAAAUAACAUUAAACAAUUUUAUUGGUUCUGUUUCUGUGAUAUACUGUACAUGUAAUAGCUAGAAUAAUAAAUGGAGUACAAAAUACA
Molecule: messenger RNA, 2652 nt
Organism: Frankliniella occidentalis (western flower thrips)
Lineage: Eukaryota; Metazoa; Arthropoda; Insecta; Thysanoptera; Thripidae
Exons: 8
Coding region: 985-2130 (381 amino acids)
Source: RefSeq, a predicted model, not a curated record